AUGUCAACAAACACAGAACAGCCUCCAGCACCAGCAUACGAAAUAGAGGCAGAUGGCCUUGCAGGCGACAUUAUUAAAUCCAUCAUGACACCCGGAUACACAGCGAGUGGAGUGAUUCGAAUCAUGUUUUACGCAUUUUACGCACUGUUUGCAACGCUCUUAUUUAUGAUUUUUAUCACAAGAGGCAAUCCUCAUGUCAUUGCAUUGUUCCUACUAGCACUUUGCCUAUUUGUGACUAUAAAAUGGUUUAUAGCAGAAUUGGAUCACGUCAAAAAACAAGAAGCAGCAGCCAAAGCAAAACGAGACAAAAAGACAGGAUAA
Messenger RNA from Mucor velutinosus, 321 nucleotides. RefSeq names its product decapping endonuclease targeting mRNA (gene RAI1). The transcript is spliced from 2 exons. Gene Ontology annotation, cellular component: endoplasmic reticulum membrane. Gene Ontology annotation, biological process: vacuolar proton-transporting V-type ATPase complex assembly. Lineage: Eukaryota; Fungi; Mucoromycota; Mucoromycetes; Mucorales; Mucoraceae. The coding region runs from base 1 to 321 and encodes 106 amino acids. The record is from RefSeq and is a predicted model, not a curated record.